GGCUCCACCCCUCCAUCCCUCCGGAGCAUGUGGUUCCCAUCGCUCCUGUUGCUGUGUUUUUAGGAGUGUGAGGGAGGACAACUUCGGUCCAAAUGGAUCGAUUGCUCAUUUUCAGCCAUUAGAGUAGUCUUUUGUAAUCUCUAUGGGCGACAUUUUUGUCUCUCGCUGCUUUCAUUAAACUCACAAGUGUCGGUGAAGUCUGCUCCUGACAGGUGCGCAGAGAGGAUGGGCAGACGAGAGGCGGACAGCAGAGGCGCAAUGAACACAAGCGACCACUCCGAGCUCGGUUGUCUGCAGGAGGCGGCAUCUAGCGACCAUCAGGCCGGUGAUGAGUCUCCGAUUCUGAGCGAAGGAGAAAACAAACCGGGCAUGGAGACGGCGGUCCGUCCGGUGGCGCAGACUGUCGCAGCUGAGCCGAUGGAAGUGAAGAAGCACCAGCAUAAGCACAACUUAAAACACCGCUACGAGGUGAUGGAGACUCUGGGGAAAGGCACAUACGGCAAAGUGAAGAAGGCGGUGGAGAAGACAAGUCUGAGGAUGGUGAGUGUUGACACGGUGCAGAAAUGUAACACAGGAUUUGUGCUUUAGGGGUGCUUAAAGCAGCUGCAGUUGUAUAGGCUUAUUGAGAUAUCACUGGAGCAGAAUAUCAGUGUCUAAACUUAAGAAUUGAAGUCUUCUCUGUUUAGAUUUCCCUUCCAGUCUGAACCAGUGUCUCUACUUUAUGAACAGAUUGUGAUUUAUAGUUUCAUAAUUGUCUUUAUGGUGAUAUUAUAGUUGCUGCACAUAAUGUAUGGAGUAUUAAAUUAUCCUGCAACUAUCACCAGUGUUUAACUUGCAGGAUAAAAUGUGUUGUCCACUCCUGCUGACUCCCUAAAAGCUUUAUAGAGAUGCUGCUGUCUCUCGUGGUUAUUAAGUAUUUAUGCAGAGGAGGAGUCCAGCUUGUUCCUGUGUGUUCAUGUUUGUGUGUCUGAGCUCAUGGGGCUGAUGCUGAGCACAGUUCUUGCUUCCUGUGCUGCCAGGCUGAGAUUCCUUUAGUCUGACUCACUCAGCACUCGAACAAGGGGAUAAAAUUACAACAAUAGGUCCCUUUCCAAUAGGAGUUGAACCUUCCCACACACACUAAUGCUCACACACAUACGCAGAUAUACUGUUUCUGUUCACCUUUACAUGCUAAAUUCCCAGGCUUUAAUAUUGAGGCUUUAAUCCAUGGCUCUGACCAGCACAAAGAGACAGAUUCCUCUUUAGCCUAGAAUUCCCCCUCUGUUUUUAAGUAAACAAACACACUAUAAUAAGGAUAAUCUGUGAGCCAAUCAAAUCGGGGAUGUUGGAUUGGCAGAAUUUCUCUGUGAGAGAACAACAGACGGAUGGGAGAUUGAUGGAAGAAUAUACAGAGCGGUGGAGAAUAUCUAGGUAAUGUAAUGUGUAUAAAGGAUGUGGAGGUACGCAGGGUGAAUGGGUUUGAUUGGUCAAGAGGGAAAUGCUAAAUUCUUUGAGCUAGUAGCCAGCACAUACCGAGGAUUCUUUGAAACAAAACCGACAUUAUUUUUGGAAACAAGAGCAGGGGGCUGUUGUUUGAGUGCGAGAAGGAGACUGUUUUAGAGCACAGAGGAGGAGGAGGAAGAGGUCUGAGUAAUGUAGAGAAUGAAAUCGAGGGGAAAAAUGUGUCAUAAAUGUGUCUCAGAGGUUGCCUAAGUUGGUAAAGUUCGAAAAAUGUAACACUACCACGUUCUAAUGUUUACGAAAGGUUAUUAAACUUCUUGAAGAGAAAAUCACUUGUCAGAUUUUUGACAUUAACUAAUUUAUCUGCCAAGGAAAGUGAAACUAUUGGUUAACUUAUUAGCAUGAAGAAUGGACAUAGCUUUCCAAAUCUGGCUCCAAAGUGUAAGGUCUUUCACAGAUAUGAUGAUUAAAUGUAAGGCUAAAUUUCACCCAGAAAUCUGCUAGUGUCCCAAAACACAAAAUGACCACAACUUUCAAGUCACAUGUCCUAUAAUGGUUAUAAUGGUUAUAAAUGAGUAGUCAUCUUUGAAAAUACUUUUAUAUAUAGCACUUUAAUGAGGGUCAUAGUUUUCGAAAGGGACAGUGUGUGCGUGUGUUGCUGCAUCUUGAGGUCAGGGGUCGAUUUGGCAAGAAGCCUGUGUAAUCCUGCUGUUAAAUCGUUCACAGAUGCUGCAGGGAUCUUUACUGAUGCUCCAGCUCUUGGGAUUUGUGUUUUAGUGUUUGUGUGUCUGUGUGUGCGCCACAGUUUGUAUGUGAGAAUAACAGGACAGGAAGUAAGUGAGCAGCCACCCCAAAGCCCCAUCGUGACUCAGAUAAAGCCCAAGUCUGUAGUUCAAUCAUGAUUUGUUUAUCGGGGAACUGACACUGAUGCAACAAGUUUGCACCUUUCUGUGCAUACUGGUCAUUUUAAAACACGUGCUGUCUCCUAAUAAAUGCAUGAAGCAAGUAAGUUUUCUGUUAGCUACAAGCAUUCAGUAACAGCUUGGAGAUUUUGGCCAAAAUUGCACAAGCAGCACAUUAUUAGGAUGAACAAUGAACCGUUGUUGGUUAGGAGGAAGCCCUCAAGAUCAUGCUUGGAGAUGACGCAAAAUGCAGCACAUUUGUUUUCACUACAGUGAGGUCAGACACAUAUAUCCGCUCUCCCACUGCGCAUUUAUACCUCUUUAAAAUGUUUUCAGUGGAAACAGCUUCCGCAAACGUUGCCUCUGGUUUUCCCAGCAGCUCAUUUCAAUCUCUGCCCUUCUUUUCUUUCCUCCUUCCAGAGCUAGCAAGUAUUUGGGUCAGAAAACAUUCAUGAGCAUGCAAGCGUACACAUGUUAAUAGCUACGAGAGCUUGGACAUGCGCCACUCAUCAGACAGCCACUGAGUACGUGUGGCUUAAUCUCUGACCCAGCACCGAGUUUUAGUGCUAAAUCAGUCUGCAGAUGUGAGACAGGUCCUUACACAUCAUCACAAACCCUGAAAAUUGAAUAUUCUGUUUCACUGAUAGCGUCACGCUGGUUAUAAAAGGUUAAGGUCAGCGUAGAAAGUUCCCUGGAGUGUGCUUGAAUUGUGUUGCAUAACCUUUGUGGUUGAUGGAGCGUGUGAAUUGUGUCCUCUAAUGUCUCGUAGACGUUUUUUUUCCAGCAGCUGAGAAUUCUGGAGUUAUGACCCAGUAAAGAGGAACGCUCAUCCUCGGGGUUAUUGUAAAGGUUGACACAAUAACACAGGGAUAUGAUGGUCAGUGCUAUGUUAAGCUUUAUUAGUACAUUACACAACACCUCUCAGUGGUUUGUUGUCCCAUUUUGAGGUCUUUGUAUUCCUAAAUAGGACACUAUGAUGUCUUUGUUGCUAUGCCCUGUCUUGUCCUUGUUUGGUGCCACAUUUUGGUGGCAGUAACUCUAUCCAAAGAGGUUUAUGGGCUCCUGUUGUGUCGUCUGUUUCGGUGUGUGCGUGCGUUGGUUGUAUGGGGGUUACCUUGGGGUACAGUGAGGGCCUGGGAUUAAUGAAGCAGAGUGUGAACAGUGCAGCUGUCAACCUUCUGCCUCUGAGUGAGCUCGGAUCACUGCAGACCUGCUCUCAACACCCUGCCCUUAAAACCCACAUAAUCACCACUAAUACCCACAGAUUUAAUUUGUGUAUAUAAAUAUGUGUGUAUAUGGUGUGCUUGUAUAAUUGUAUCAACAGUACUAUUCCUUUGUUUUCAUACAUGCCGGCACAAGUAACACAGUUAAGUGUGCAUGUAUCAGUGUCUUAACUGAUACUGAUUACUGUAAAAUGAAAGCAGGGUUAGAUUUUUUGUUAUCUUUCAUAGAAAAAUUGUAAAAACAUUUCUUUUUCUCAGAAAAAUUUAUGCUUAUUUCAAGAUUAACAUCAGCAACAUGUUUAAAAACAGCUGUGACAGGGACAUGUUUACAAUUGCGCUGCACCAGCUCUUCUUUAAAACUUUAAAACUUUAAAAUAGAAGUUUGUGAACUAGUUUCUCAGGUUUGGGAAGUGAAAAGUUGUCCCAUUCUUGCCUGAUAGAAGAUUUCACUGCUCAACACUCCAGGGUUAGGCUCUGUAGUUUUUUUUGAUUCAUGAUGCUCCAAAUAUUUUCAACAGGAAGGCGAGUUUAGCACCAGGACCCUUCUACUACAGAGCCACGCUGUUGUAAUAUGCGCACAACGUAAUACGUGUCCUCUCUUUCAGGUGGCAAUUAAGUCAAUCCGCAAGGAGCGCAUCACAGAUCAGCUGGAUAGAGUUCACAUCCAGAGAGAGAUUGAGAUCACCUCCUCACUCAGACACCCCAACAUCAUACGCUUCCACGAGGGUAAGUCUGCAAACACAACACACAGACACACACAUAUCAGACUAGGAGCAGUGUAAAAAUCUUAAAUUCUGAUAAGCGAAUUGAUAAAGUAACAAGUAUAAAAUGAAAGUAGGUGUCAUGUAUUGGAUAUUCUGUGACAAUCUGAAUAGUGUUACCAGUAUUCUGCUUUUUGACAAACAAAUUUAUAUUAACAGAGCAAAAAAAUGAUAUUUUGGAUGUUUUAUGGACAGAAGUAGGAGCAUAUCUGUGGUUUCUCUUCAUAGGAUUGGUUUUUAAUCAAUAAAGAAAUAAAGAACUAUCAGCCUCAUCAGUUUGAUAAGAAUGAGACAUGCAGUGCAUACAGUGUGAGCAGAUUUUAACAUAAUACUUCAUAAUUGGGACACAGGGAACAAUCAGUUCUGCUCAUUUUAACUCACAUUUCUGAACCGCAAAGUUUCAUGUCAUAAACUUUAAUCAGGCAGGGAUCUUUCUGACAGUGUGCAUGACUUUUGGUUUGUGGAUGGAAACUAAACAUUCACCCAAGGGAUAGAAGUCAACAAACUCUAUGAAUCUGAUAUAUACCGUACAUUUAUCCAGCCUUAUACUCCCUCAACUUCCAGAAUCUCUUGUAACCAUGCAGCAAAGAUUUGAGGCUACUACUGCAGUAACCUUUCUGCAUAAUGCUGUUGUGAAAAUGCGCACUUUCUGUCCUGUGCAGUGUUUGAGAGUCGGGAUAAAAUUGUGAUCGUGAUGGAGUACGCCAGAAGAGGAGAGCUUUACGACUACAUCCAGGAGAGAAGACGACUGCCAGAAACAGAAGCCAGAGGCAUCUUCAGACAGAUCACAUCUGCUGUCCACUACUGCCACAAGGUCUGCAAACACACACGUACACACAUAGACGUAUUCAUGCUGCAGAUAAACAAAUACUGUCUGCCAGUACACCACUGGAAUGCAGUAUGAGUUUUGGAACAACAUGCAGCACGUGCUAAAUUACAUGCAGCGGUAUUUAACUGUGCACAAGCAAAUACAGUACCACCUAAUCCACUAAAUCCUAAUCAGGAAAUCCUUCAGGAAAACUUGACUUAAAUUUUCAGAUCUCUCUGGGUUAAGAGCGCAUUAUCCCCUCAAUGUUUUUUACAGUCACACACUGACACAUUUCACAAACAUGCUGCCUCAAUAAGCUUCCUUCCUGCCUACAAAUUACAGUAAAGCUCCAGCAAAGAAAGAAAUUCUUUGUUUUUAUGGUCGGGUUUACAUCAAGUCAGCAGCAGUGUCAAGAUCUGGGAUUUAUCCAGGAAACGCUUUAAUUCUUGGAGUGCCAUUCAGUCAAAUAGUGGGAAAAAGAAAUGUUCUUGUUUUCAUAUCGCUCGUGUUUUGGCAAGUGUGCUUCUUCAUUAAUCACAGGCAUUGUAUCGGGAGACUGUCAUCCAGCUCCUGAGCUCCUGAUGCUUAAUUCAUGCUCCUCAUGCCCUCAAAUAUUGUCCCAAAAUAGACAUGAAUGUUCCAGCAUGAAUGAAUUAUUGACUAUGCCUCUGAGGUAUGCAGGGCACAUGGAUGGCUUACCGAGGCUUUAUAAGAAGAAUAAUACACAGUCAUCUGCUGCCUCUUUUUUUUUUACUGCUUUUUCCAGAAAGGACAUUAGAAGUAGCAAGACUAACAACCUGGUUAACCACAUGCAUUUCUUUCCUCUGUUCCCCUCUUUUGCAGUACCUCUGCACAUGCGCAUGCAUGGGACAAACAUUUUAAACAUCAUGGGUUGUUUCCUUCACUUAAAGUACCGUGAAGAUCCUUCAGUUGUAAAAAGAAAGGGUUCAACUUUGCCUCAUUUGAGUUUGAAAAAACUGGCAACAGCUCAGUCUCCUGGGGGGGGCCAAAGUUAUCCACAGGGGUAUUGUCUAGUUUUAUGAUUUGCUUCCUUACUCGUGUCACAGGAACGCAUACCAGCGAUCUUCCAACUCUUUCCUCCUCUCAAAACCUCCAGCUGUCGACACUCUGUGGUCCCUCACUGGCCUCCAGGUGCUUAAUGCCACCGGGAGAUCAAAUCGCAUCUCAUCAGAUGAAUUAACCCAAACAAAACACUUCCUCAUGCCUGUGGAUGAUUAAGCAAACUGAGAGCCUUUCUCAAGGCGUCAGACACAUGGCCCCGCGACACGAGGCUGGAGUGGAAUGUUAAUGGUUUUGAAUACACUGUAAAAAUGAAAAAGGCGCUUGGUUGGUGUUGUACACUUCAGAGCCCUCAGUUUAAUUUUGCACAUUAAGAGAGAGUAUUUGACUGUUAAGAUGAAGAGUAGCAGCGCAGGACCUUAUGUGUUUUUUGCUGUCUUGCAGAAUGGUAUAGCGCAUCGAGAUCUCAAGCUGGAGAACAUCUUGUUGGAUCAAGAUUUGAAUGUUAAGGUAAGUCCUUAAACCGAGACACUAUCUGUACUGUAAUAAUUCAUCAAAUUUAUUAUAAUGAAUCAACCAAAUAUCCUUUGUUUUGGAUCAUAAAGGCAGACAGAACAAUGACAAACGGUCCGAUACAUUUACGGUGUCAGCUUUUUAAACUGCAGCUUUAGUCAGCAAGGAUUGGAGCUUCAUUUAGAGCAGCUGGCAACAGAUUUCCAUACCCUGUCCAAGAUCAACAGCACAUUCAAAAUAUACAUUAAACAGAACACCCUCUGUCUACCCACAGUGUUUUAAUGUGUUGUUAAGGCAUGCACACUGACCCAGCACAAACAUACUUCCAAGUCUUAUAAAAAUAUCCAGGGAUCUUUUAUUUUUCCGUAUUUGGGUUUUCCUCUCCUUAUAUGGGAGCUGUGCUCAGCCAAAGGAGGAAUUCAGGGAAUCCAGUGGCAAUCGUGCCAAUCACAGGGUUUUAAUUUAAGUCAGCUCAGUCUGCCCAUCGAGAAAAAAAAAAACACCAUUUGUAAACCUCUCAGCAGCUCCUUAUUCACUGCUAACCUUAGACCCACCAUGGCAGCCCCUCCGAGGACCUGCAGCAGGAAGUGACAGAGCCCUUUUGCAAUGCAUGUGGCUGUUUUGUCCACACAAUAGCUGUUUCCAAGUAUGUGAAGAAUGCAGGUUAAAGCAUUCGUUGGUGAAACACUUAAAGGCAUAGAUUACACUUUAACAAAUACCUAUACUGUAUCAAAACCUUGAAUACUUGUUAUUGUAGGUAGAGGUGAGGGAAAUCUGCUGCACAGAAAGUGUCUUGUGUCGGAUUUAGAAUGUAGAGUUAUAUGUUUUGAGUUAGUGAUUAUGUUACACCUGAAUAGUUCGCCAUGACACAAGUGUCCCCUGGUGUGAUCCGUCUUAUCCACAAAGCCACAGAGACAAACACAUUUUAUCUUUUUGCUUAGGUACAGCCAGCGAUCAGAGACCUUUUUUUCGUUGUAGGUUGAAUCAUCAUUAUAUUACUCACUAUGAAUCUUUGCCAUGUACAUACAACUACACUGAACAAAAAUAUAAACACAGCACUUUUGUUUUUGCUCCCAUUUUUUAUGAGCUAAACUCCCAUUUUAAACUCCGAGCUAAAUUGGAAUUGACCUGCAGUGUGAACAUAGCUUAUGGCACACCUGUGCAAUAAUCAUGCUGUCUAAUCAGCAUCUUGAUAUGCCACACCUGUGCAAUAAUCAUGCUGUCUAAUCAGCAUCUUGAUAUGCCACACCUGUGAGGUGGAUGGAUUAUCUCAGCAAAGGAGAAGUGUUCAUAAACACAGAUUUAGACAAAUUUGACGACAGUAUUUGAGAGAAAUAGGUCUUUUGUGUACACAGGGAAAGUCUUAGAUCUUUGAGCUCAGCUCAUGAAGAAUGGGAGCAAAAACAAAGUUUUAUGUUUUACACUCGCCUGAGAGUCUAGGGUCCACUCUGACUUAAUGCAGACCUUUUCUUCUUUCUGCAUAGACAUUCCUCUCUUCAUCCAAAUGCUGUGUUUUGUAAAAUGAGAGUGUCUGAAAGAGUUAGAUAGAUGUCUGAAAAGCACAUUAAAAGAAAAUAUCAGAGCUUUGAUGUUCUGAUAUUGUCUUGGAUUCAUGUUUGAAAUAUAGUAUGUACUUUGUAGAUGUUGCUUUAAGAAUCUGGCCCAGUAACCAGAUGGAAAAAGCAUAAAACUACUCAAAAAAGGACCUUAUGAAUUGUAUUAAGUAAAGAUGGCAGGCCAUGCAGCAAAAAACAAUUAUUAACAAGUUUCUUUACCUCAAAGAAAUUAAGAAAAUACCUUCAGUAAAUUUAAAAGUAGUGGUUUUAAAAUCUAAUCGAAAAACAUAAAGGUACACCAAACAGUUACUCAAUUACGACAGCAUGAGUACAUGUAAUUUCUUACUUUGACUCCUGAGUAUCAGUAGAAAAUAAAAAAGGUAAACCAAUCACCCAGGGAUCGAGGGAUCAAUAGGAAGUAGCGCAGAAAUAGUUUGUGAUCGAAGAUUGUAUCAGAUCAUUGGUCAGCUUAACAGGGGGGCCUUUUGAAUGUCAAAUCUCAUAAACCAAACACCAUAAAGACCAAGCUCCUCUUUUGUAGUUGUACCCAGUUUCACUUUCACCUCACAUGACUUUCUUACAAGACUCUCAACAGGUAGUCCGGAAACUCAGAAACAGUCCAUUUCAGUCCAUGAGAUCUGGCUUCUCACAGCGGUCCAUGUAAUCCCCAGGCACGUGUACGAGGCUCGUUUGUAUGUUUGGAAUAAAGAGCGCGUCUAAUACAAGCAUCCAGCACUGAGGAAUGUCUGAAAUGUGCACAGAAUCAUAAAAGGGAAUUUACACAGCAGGAUGUACACACACAAACACACAGUAGUUUGUUGAAUUUAAAGCUGAAUAAACAGCUCUCAUGCUCAGUCGAGAUGUUAUUAUGAUUAUUGCUGCUGCGUAAAUAACACGAACUCAUGCAUACACUGUGUCUCUGUCUAUCUGUGGGGUCUCUGUUCCUGUUAACCUCAGCUCCACGGAAAUAAAGCUGUCACUUUGAGUAUUUUUAACACCGGAGGAGCUGAUAGUGGGCUGGCGCUCAUGUUAAUAAUCUCUUCAGAUAGAGAGGAGCCUCGGUAUGUCUGCGUAUGGCUCUCACAGCUCUUGAGUGAGUGAUUGUUCCAUUACGUGUGUAAGCAGCCUGAUGUUUUUGGCCCUCUUCUCUCCCCUCACUCACACUUCCAUUGGCAAAAGCUCAGUGUGCCUACUUUAAAAGGAACUGCUUUGGGUUUUAUUGCCACAUGGGUGAGAGUUUGCUGUACAAACUCAUAGAAAUGGAAUCUGGAUGGGGAUGCAGUGUUUACAGUUUGGUGUAUUAUCCUGUGGAGUGAUUGGUCCAGUUUGUUUGUUUUUUACAUAUUUUUCAAGAACUGAUUAUAUUAAUUUUGGUUCUGUCGUUAUUUGUUAUAAAACACUAUUAUCACUUCUUUGUUUGUCCACUUUUGUGGCACUUACGACACCUUAGAUUGAUCACACUGUGUACUUAGUGUGCAGUGUUUGACAGGACCUCUUCCUAGAGUCCACAGACUCUAUUUACUGCUGAGGGGGUGCAUUGACGGAACAAAAACAAAAGGCUGGACAGUGCUGUAAAACUGAGUGGUGGUAUAGCUUAGAAACCAGUACGCAGUAUUACAUGACAGAUUCCCGUCCACAAAAAUAUGCACUUUGACCUUGGGGAGUGGAGAGGUGUAGAACGCCGUGACCGCUGACUUAAAAAAACAAUCAAAUACUUUGUUGAAGCUUCUCAAUCAUGGAAGUCACAGUCUGAAUUCUGGUUCUUUGUUGCGUUUGCUUCCAAAAGUGACACAUUAGUAACAGUAUUACUUCUUAGCAUUGCCACCAUUAAGACAAUGGGCUCUAUUUUCGUUAGCGCCGGUGAGGCGGCGGAGGGCGGCGAGCCCCGCGCAGUUGUAUUUUCGUCUGGCGGAGCCCGGCGUAAGGCGAGUUUGGUAUUUUCGUGGACUGAGUCGCAGGGAGGCGAGCCGAGAUCCGCCAAGCUGGGCGUGGUGGCGUGGCAGGGGGAGGUGUUGACAGAAUCAGCUGGCGCAGUGACAUUUUCGUGCUCGCCACCGGCGUGUAACGUGCGCUGAAAGCUCGCCGAUUCAAACCUGGUCAGCUUUCAGCGCAAGGCGGAACGCAGCUGGUCUAGUAGUAUUUUGGUAGACCGGCGGCGUAUCGACAUACGUCACUGAUGCCUCACCGGCAGGUUUCCACAGUGUCAGGCACAUUUCAGUGCACUAAAUAAUCAUCAACAACUAUUAAUCUGAGUCAGCACAUACAUUUAGAUCUAUAUCGAUAUAUUCUGAUCUAUAUCUGAUCUGAUGAGCGCGUUUGGCACGCGUUUGGCACGCGUUUGGGCACACAACCUGACCGAAUCAAUACAGCUGAAACUGCAUCAAAUUAAAUUAAAUAUCUAGUAAAUAAACACACGAUGAAGUUAACAAGAUAUGUAAUGUGUCUCCCUCCUUUUCUUUCUUCCUCUUAUUUCUCGCACAGCUCGACCUGGACACGUCUCCGUGUCCUCUGUCUGUCUUGCUGCAGCUGCUGCGGCUGAACAGAUGAUUUGUUUCAGUGCUCAGAUGCGUUAUCUACUUUAAGCCGACAUACGGAUAUUAUAAUAUUCAGUUUUGUGGGCCACAUUUAUUUUAUAUGCCAACAUCUAUGAAAGAAAGAGCCAGGCCACGGAGCGCGAUGCGUCAUUUACGCACAGAUGGUUCCGAUUUUAAUGCCAUUUUUGGAGUUUAUGUUGUGAUCUGUGCGCUAAACCCACCUUUGUCACGUGAGGUUUGAAUAUGAGCAACUUUAUGUGAGUGUCUUUUUUGUGGAAAAGGGUGUUUGUCUUACCAGUGGGUCCAACAUUACGCACACCAAAUCUAUCUGUGCUCAGAUGAGAGAGUGUGGAGGACACUUGUUGAGCAGCUGCCCUCUGUCACCAUUGUGUGGCAUAACUGUCUUCAGACAUCUCUUGAUCUCUUUGACUACUUCAUGAAAAUAGUAAUACGCCUCGCCAGUGGCGGAUUUAAAGGCAAGGAGAGGAGCUUAUGUGAUUGGUGAAAACAGGUCUCGGCUGUGUUAAACCCCCUAUACGCCCUCUCUCCUCCCCGUCUACGACUUAUGCUGCCGGGAGGAGCUGAGUUAGGGAGGGGGGAUACUUACGCCGGGCUGCGCGGCUCACCAAAAUACCAAAAUGUGCUUGGGAACCUUGUCAGCGCGGCGGAUCUGAUUGACGCUGUGCUUGCGGCACGUCUUCGGCGAGGCACCAAAAUAGAGCCCAAUAUGUCUUUCAUUGGUUGUCUGCUAUUACAAAUUUUAGGGUAUUUGUCAAACAAUGACAGUUUUCUAUUGUCCCCCUCUCUUUUCUAUCCUCAUUGCUGUACCGGUCUGGUACCAUAACCAAUUUUGUCAAACGCUUGUUCAUAGUGGAUUAUUUCAUGUUUCAUGUCAUGUUUCAAACUUGGUACUUAAAAAAAGAGAAAAAUAAUUCUGAUCAAAAUAUCCCUUUUCUUCUCUUUUUCUCUACAGCUGGCAGACUUCGGCCUCUCCAAUCAUUUCCAAAAGGGCAACCUGCUGCAGACAUACUGUGGGAGUCCACUCUAUGCUGCCCCAGAGAUAGUGAAAGGUCUGCCAUACCAGGGGCCAGAGGUGGGUCGACACACCCAGCCACUAGAGGAAAAUGUUCAACACAUGGUGUAUGCGUUAUCAAGUUACAUAAGGGCUGUGUUAAAACUGUAAAGCUCUUUUGAUGCACUGUUACAUAAUGUGUAUUGUGCAGCUUGCCUAAAACAGUAAGAUGGGUACAUUGAUUAUUUACAUUGAAGUGUCUCAUUUGUCCUUGUAUUUGCUGCAACAGAACCUCAGCAAAAAUUAUUUAAAUUAAGUAGACGACAUCUGAAGUUUAUGCCUUAUGUCGCCUGAGAAAAUGUGAAUAAUGUGCUAAGAGGUGUAUGUUUUUUCUUUGCUAGGUGGAUUGCUGGGCGCUGGGUGUGUUGCUGUAUGCUCUGGUGUACAGCAGCAUGCCAUUCGAUGGGGCCAGUCACGCCACACUCACAAAACAAAUCAGCCAAGGGCGCUACAGAAGACCCAACCCCCCCUCAGGUACACUUUGACAUUUUUCAUAAAUAUCAUAAAUGUUUAACAAGCAUGUUUUUUUGUAGUUUUAUGACCAAGUUUUGGUUGGUUUGAGUGUUGUGAAUAACUGACGACUCUGGUCCCUCCAGACGCCUGUGCUCUUAUCGACUGGUUGCUGACGGUGCGUGUGGACGAGAGGGCUACAAUAGAGGACGUGGCUAAUCACUGGUGGGUGAACUGGGGUUUUCAGGAGAGUGUGUGUGACUGCCCCUCAUCUUCACACCAAGAAUGCCCCUCCCCUCUGCUGGCUCGCUACAUCGACUGGCAGAAUCGUGUCACAGUCGCCACCAGCAGUAUGACCGCUGACCAAGGGUGCAUCACCUCAGACUCUCUCCUGUCCUCUCCUCACCCUUUUUACUUCAGCUUGCCUCUGAAGAGCGAUCGUGGAGUGGGUGGAGGGAGAGUACGCAGUGCCAUGUCAAAUGUGAGGAAGUCACGCAAGGAGAAUGUGAUCCCCCAGACUGCACUUGGAGCUUGUGGAGGUGUUUGCGCCACAUCUGCCUCCUCCAUAACCGUUUCCUCCACUUCGAGUAUUGAAAGAAAGAAACCCAAAGGUAUUCUCAAACCUCAGAGGAGUUUUGACUCUGUCUUUCACAGUCCUCCCAAUGAGAACUCUCCGGCCCAGCCUUGUAAUGCUCCUCAGCCUUACCGGACACAAACACUGCCGCAUAUACAAGCCGAGGUCCUGUCCACGAGUCUGCCACCUGUCUCAUCGUUCAGUCAGCCUUCAUCGAAAAUGCCCAAGAAGGGGAUACUCAAGAACUUUUGUAGUGGGGAGUCAGUUUAUGUCUCGUCUUCAGAGAGAGGGCUGACUGGAGCUGAAGGUGAAGAGACAGAAGUGGGUGAUUUGUGCUCAGACAAACAGAGUGCUCACCUCCCAGCGGUAGAAGACAGCCCCACUAUGCGCACAGAGGCAGUAAGAAGGCGGAAAGGCAUCCUGAAACGCAACGGCAAAUUUUCUCGCAGUCUUGAUCUCCCCGAUGGUCGUCAUUCAUCUCCCUCUCCAGUUCCCGCGAUAUUCCCCGAAGCCCUGCAGCAGCUCCUCCAAGCUACAGGGGGCGCCGAUGGCCGUCGCAGCCGCCCUUCCAGUGUGGUCAGCGAGGACAGCCUCUUCUCCUCGGACUCUUUCGACUUACUAGACCUCAGCGCCCAAUCACGGCGCAGGGUCUUCUCACGAGGUAUGCAGCACAGCGCUUGUAGCUCUGAGGAGGACCUGGAGCAGCUGAGGACGGACAGGAUCGGCAGAGACACAGAAAGACAGAGAGACAGAAGAAAAUGCUAACACGAUGAAUGAUGGACACAACCAAAAAGAGUCUAGUAGGCAGUGACAGACAUUAUGAAAAGACUCCCAGAACACUCUGGACAGGUUUUGACAGAAGGUUUCAUCUUGUAUGUGUUUAUAUGUGUGUAGUAUUCAGGCAACUUAAAGCACUGUCUUCUGGAAAAUGUGUUUAUAUUUAAAGAAUAUUCACCCGAUGCAUUCGUAGCUAAGAUUGCCUCCUGAAUCAGAAAGAGAUAGAAGGCCAUCGUUGAUACCCCAACAGGAUCCAGCAUCUGAAGAACUGCAGAAACAAGACCUAGACUUUUCCCUUGGGUUUUUUGAAGGUUUUACAGCUGGUUUGCACAGAAGAGUCUGGAAAAAUCUGUGUCUGGAUGCUGUUUACUAGUUUUGAUGAUGAGUGAAAACCUUGUGUCAGUGUAUAUAUGGAGACAAUAAGCACAAGUGACUUUCAUGACCUUUUGCACAUUCAAAACCAUAGAGGAAUUCAUUUAAGAUGACAAAAAUCAAUGAAGUGGUAUAUAAGUCCAAAUUGUACUUAAUGUUGUUGCACCCUCGUCUUCAGUAGAGGUUAAUCUCAGUUGGAAUGGAGAGGUGAUAAUCCUUUUGUGCUGAGAUUCACAAUAGUAGUAGAAAGCACACCUUCACAUUUUCUUUUGCAGAUUAUCUCUUGAAUUCUGUCAAAAUUUGCACCAAGUUCAAAUGGAAAAAUCUAACUUGAAUGCUCUAAUGUGGGGAUAGAAUGUCACUUCUUGGUGACAUUCAACUUUGUCAAUGCUAACUCUUCCCAUAAAGGCAUAAAAAAAAGGUUACUAUGAUUUACUACAUUGAGUUUCAACACAUUUGCAGGUGACCACUGGAGGAGGAGGAAGAUGGAAUUUACACCAAGUGGUCUUCUUAUUUGUUCACUAACUUCAUAAUUGUCCACGACAUUAUAAUGUGCGUUUAACAAUCUUUAAAUGUUCAUAUCCUGCCUUCACUCGCUGAAUAGGAGGGAAAAGUAAAGCAGUACACCCUUUAUGUAGUCUAUUUGUACUCCACUGUAAUCAGCUGUACAUACUGUACUCAUCAACAAACACGAGGUGAACAGCAGAUGGAUCACUGCGCUCAUUAUGUCACAAACAAUGCUGCUGUUGAUAUUUGUUAUACACAAGAGAUGUGUGGGAUUUUUAAUCCUUAAUUUUCAUACUGUGACAAACUGUUAAUACUGUCGAUUUUGUUUUAAGGAUUUUUUGUGAGUGAGUGUGUGCAGGGGAUAAAUAAAUUAUGUAAAACAGAAUGCAUUCUUUGUUUUUUCUUGUUAGAAAACAAGGCCAGCGAGGAAACAAAUCCACACUCAAAAAGAAUAAAUAAUUCUGAUGAUUUUUCAACUACGGUGAUAACUUUUUUUUUUUUUUUGCCCAAAAUGUUACUUUAAAAGUCACAAAAAUUGACAAAUUCGCUCUUCAAGUUGAAACUUUAAUCUUGUGAUCCCAACACAAACGCAGCUAACUGUGGGCACGUUUCAGACAUUUAUUAGUGAUUAGUUUCUAAACAAUCGCAAACUUAUAAUCUCCUCACUAAUAAUCAUCUUAGGGGCCCUAGAUUUAUCUGAAAACUUUGGUAAGUGAUCUGAAAACCCUCGCUUGGGUAAAAAUCCCUGCUUCACAGUAAAUUUGUAAAUAUUAAGAAAGUAACUCUGUCUUCCUUUUGCCUCCUCAUGCCAUAAGUAAUUAGUUAAUUUUUGAUUUGGACGUUAAGUCCUGGACUGUGCGCUCAUAAUGCUCAACUCGUCAUGGUCUCCUUCACUGCAAAUCUCAUUGACACUGAGGCAAACGCUUGGCUUUAACAGUCAGAGGAGGAUCACAGCAGGAUAACAGCAGCUUUAAGUCCUGUGCGGGCCUCCUGUCAGUCACACUGCUAUUUUACCAACCUGGCACAGACCCACAGGCCAAACACUCUGUAAAGAUUCAGAGGUAUUCCAAACAUCUGCUACACUUACUAAUGCAAACCAAAGGAAGGGGUUCAUAGUUUGGUCUUGCAGGCCUGGAGGCUUUUCCUUCUGGGCCCUUCACGUGUGGAUAAAAAGUACUACUAAGUGGACAAAGCAGCUCAACUUUCCUGGGUUUUUAGGCUGAUUACUGGGGCUCAGGCAGGUGGCAAACAGGGGUAUUAUGUUGAGGAAAUCUUUUACCCGCAUACUGUGAGUCCUGGAAUUUUUCUGUUUGCUUGCAUCACUGUCAGCAUCAAAAAGACGAACAUUACUUAUUUUUUUAGUUGAAACUGAUGCAGAAAAACACAAAAUGAUGUGACAUGUCAUACACAUAAAUUCAAUAAUACUUAACAUUUAGUCUUUAAGUACAGUAUGAUCAGUUGUCAUGAUGUGGUCUGUUAAUUUAGUUUUUCCCUGGUUUUGUUAUCUGAGUGUAUUUUCUUUCUUUGUGUUUGACCCUGUUUCCCUCAUGUUCCCAGUGUUAUUCUUUAUAUCAGGUCUGAGUGUUUCCUGUUUUAUUUUGUAGUAGUUGAUUCCUUGUGUUUCUAGUCUGGUUUUACCUCCCUAGUUUCCCCUCCUCUGUUAAUUAAGCACCCAUAAGUUUCACCUGUGUCUCGUUUGCCUCACCUGUUGCUCGUUUCCCAGUGUGUGUAUAUAGUCCCUGUCUGCCCCUCUGUCCUUGUUGGUUCAUUAUAUGUCUGUGUGCGUAUGCUUGUGUCCCCAGUAGCGCCAUGUGAUUUUUGCCCCAGUGAUGUUUGUGGAUUUUUCUCUUUUUGUUGCUUUUUUUCAUUUAGUUCCUUUUAAUUAAUUUGGGUCUUGUUCUUUGUUUAACCCUGCACAUUAUGACAUCAGUUCAAUUUUGUUAUGUUUUAUUAAAGUCCUUAACAAAAAAAAUUAUCUCAGUAGAGAUGAAAAUUUAUCAAUAUUGAUACCAACUGUCACAUCAUCUUGAUAAUGCCAAAAAAGCAUACCCUUAAAAAUGUCUGAUAACAAGUGGAACAAAGCGAUAAGUGUCUGCACAGAUAGCAUCUUAAACCUCUAACUGCACCCUUGCAACCAAAAAUAACCUGCUCACAAGACAAAAGCAGACAAUGAUUUGAACAGCGCUGUGAUGUCCUAAUUUUAGAUAAGACUUGAGGAGAACAUGUAUUUAUAGUUUAAUCUUUAACCUACAAAUUUAUACCAUGCAGCAUUCACCAAACACAAGAGUACAACAGAUGUCCCCUGAUUAGACUUGGGCAGGAGUACGUCUGGAUGUCCAUUAUCCUUACAAAGCUGUUUUUUCAUUACAGAAUAGGGAAAUCUUUUCCGUAAUGAAGGGGAGGCUGAUCAUUUUCUUUUCUACUAUUUUGAUUUAAACCCCAAUUUAGCAAAUUACUUAUUUGAAAAUUUUCUGUAUCAGAGAGAACAUUACUAAAGUUUGCUCCAGCACAUUCAUCCAAGUAGACUGAGCAACACUGACAUCUUGUGGUAAAUGAAGUACUGCAAAGCAGGUGGCUACUCAAGCACCCUAUUGUGUUGCUUCUCACAGAGGUGACUCACGUUGACUUGUGGUUUCUGGUACACAGGCUGAAUCAACACAAGAGGAGGUGACAUUCUGAACCAUCAUGUCUUUUUCAUAAGUUCAGUCAGUUUCAACAAUAUUUUGAGGGUGCUGUUAUAUUGCUGCCGUUUACAUAUUUCUUUAGGGCAGUUUCAUAUUUUGUAUUAUUAAUGAAAUACCCUGAGGCAGGUAUUGUCUUAUUAUCUGACCUAUUCUUAAUCUCCCUAUUUGAUUUGUACAAGGUGUUCAAAGGUCAAAGUUGUAUCAUGGGGGGGUUGACCUGUCUCCACCAAGAGGUAAUAUAAGGGGCGGAGAUGACUUAAGCCGCACCUACGCCAUGUUGCCGGCGAGGCACGAAAAUAUAGCCCAAGAUGUUCCUC
Messenger RNA from Xyrichtys novacula (pearly razorfish), 17510 nucleotides. NCBI's taxonomy places the organism in Eukaryota, Metazoa, Chordata, Actinopteri, Labriformes, Labridae. The record is from the annotation of a GenBank genome assembly.